This is a messenger RNA of Mandrillus leucophaeus (drill), 3231 nucleotides long. Its product is annotated as zinc finger protein 813-like. Gene Ontology annotation, biological process: regulation of transcription by RNA polymerase II. Gene Ontology annotation, molecular function: RNA polymerase II cis-regulatory region sequence-specific DNA binding; DNA-binding transcription factor activity. The record is from RefSeq and is a predicted model, not a curated record. The transcript has 8 exons. Lineage: Eukaryota; Metazoa; Chordata; Mammalia; Primates; Cercopithecidae.
AUGGCUCUUUCUCAGGGUCUGUUGACAUUCAGGGAUGUGGCCAUAGAAUUCUCUCAGGAGGAGUGGAAAUGCCUGGACCCUGCUCAGAGGACUCUAUACAGGGCUGUGAUGUUGGAGAAUUAUAGGAACCUGGUCUCCCUGGCUAUUUCUUCCAAAUGCAUGAUGAAGGAGUUCUCAUCAACAGUGCAAGGCAAUAGAGAAGUGCUCCACACAGGGACUUUGCAAAGACAUGAAAGUCAUCACAUUGGAGAUUUUUGCUUCCACGAUAUUGAUAAAGAUAUUCAUAACUUUGAGUUUCAGUGGCAAGAAGAUGAAAGAAAUGGCCAUGAAGCACCCAUUACAAAAAUCAACAACUUGACAGGUAGUACAGACCGAUAUGAUCAUAGUCAUGCUGGAAACAAGCCUAUUAAAGAUCAGCUUGGAUUAAGCUUUCAUUCACAUCUGCCUGAACUGCACAUAUUUCACACCAAAGGGAAAAUUGAUAAUCAAGUUGAGAAGUCUAUCAACGAUGCUUCCUCAUUUUCAACAGCCCAAAGAAUUUCUUGUAGGCCCAAAACCCAUAUAUCUAAUAACUAUGGGAAUGAUUUCCGGAAUUCUUCAUUACUCACACAAAAACAGGAAGUACACAUGAGAGAAAAAUCUUUCCCAUGUAAUGAGAGUGGCAAAGCCUUUAAUUAUAGCUCACUCUUAAGGAAACGUCAGAUAAUCUAUUUGGGACAGAAACAAUAUAAAUGUGAUGUGUGUGGCAAGGUCUUUAAUCAGAAGCAAUACCUUGCAGGCCAUCAUAGAUGUCACACUGGUGAGAAACCUUACAGGUGUAAUGAGUGUGGCAAGACUUUCAGUCAGAUGUCAUCCCUUACAUGCCAUAGGAGAAUUCAUACUGGAGAGAAACCGUACAAGUGUAAUGAGUGUGACAAGACCUUCAGUUCGAAGUCAUACCUUACAUGCCAUCGUAGACUUCAUACUGGAGAGAAACCUUAUAAGUGUAAUGAGUGUGGCAAGACCUUUAGUCAGAAGUCAUCCCUUACAUGGCAUCGUAGACGUCAUACUGGAGAGAAACUUUACAAGUGCAAUGAGUGUGGCAAGACCUUCAGUCAGCAGUUAACCCUUAAAUGCCAUCGUAGACUUCAUAGUAGAGAGAAACCUUACAAAUGUGAAGAAUGUGACAAAGCUUACAGUUUCAAAUCAAACCUUGAAAUACAUCGGAAAAUUCACACUGAAGAGAAUCUUUACAAGUGUACUGAGUGUGGCAAGACCUUCAGCCGGAUAUCAUCCCUUACGUGGCAUCGUAGACUUCAUACUGGAGAGAAACCUUACAAAUGUGAAGAAUGUGACAAAGCUUUCAGUUUGAAAUCAAACCUUGAAAGACAUAGGAGAAUUCAUACUGGAGAGAAACUGUACAAGUGUAAGGAGUGUGGCAAGAUCUUUAGUCAGAAGUCAUCGCUUAUAUGCCAUCGUAGACUUCAUCCUGAAAAGAAACCUUACAAAUGUGAAGGAUGUGACAAAGCUUUCAGUUUCAAAUCAAAGCUUGAAAGACACAGGAGAAUUCACACUGGAGAGAAACCGUACAAGUGUAAUGAGUGUGGCAAGACCUUUAGUCGGAAGUCAUCCCUUACAUACCAUCGUAGACUUCACACUGGAGAGAAACCUUACAAAUGUGAAGAAUGUGACAAAGCUUUCGGUAGGAAAUCAAACCUUGAAAGACAUAGGAGAAUUCAUACUGGACAGAAACCAUACAACUGUAAUGAAUGUGGCAAGACCUUUAUUCAGAAGUCAUCCCUUAUAUGCCAUCGUACACUUCAUACUGGAGAGAAACCUUACAAGUGUAAUGAGUGUGACAAGACCUUCCGUCACAAGUCAUCCCUCACAUGCCAUCGUAGACUUCACACUGGAGAGAAACCUUGCAAGUGUAAUGAGGGUGGCAAGAACUUCAAUCAACAGUUAACCCUUAAAUGCCAUUGUAGACUUCAUACUGGAGAGAAACCUUACAAAUGUGAAGAAUGUGACAAAGCUUACAGUUUCAAAUCAAACCUUGAAAUACAUCGGAAAAGUCAUACUGGAGAGAAUCUUUGCAAGUGUAAUGAGUGUGGCAAGACCUUUAGCCGGACAUCAUCCCUUACAUACCAUCGUAGAGUUCAUACUGGAGAGAAACCUUACAAAUGUGAAGAAUGUGACAAAGCUUUCCGUUUCAAAUCAAGCCUUGUAAUACAUAGGGGAAUUCAUACUGGAGAGAAACUGUACAAGUGUAAUGAGUGUGGCAAGACCUUUAGUCAGAAGUCGUACCUUAGACGCCAUCAUAGUCUUCAUACUGGAGAGAAACCUUACAAGUGUAAUGAGUGUGGCAAAACGUUUAAUCAGAAGUCAUACCUUGCAUACCAUCGUAGACUUCAUACUGGNNGGAAACUUUACUGAUGUAAUGAUUGUCACAAAGUCUUCAGUAAUGCUACAACCAUUGUGAAUCAUUGGAGAAUCCAUAAUGAAGAGAGAUCAUACUAGUGUAAUAAAUUUGGGAGAGUUUUCAGACAUCAUUCAUACCUUGCAGUUCAUUGGUGAACUCAUGCUGGAGAGAAACCUUACAAAUGUCAUGAUUGUGGCAAGGUCUUCAGUCAAGUUUCAUUCUAUGCGAAACAUAGGAGAGAAACCUCACAAUGUAAUGACUGUGGCAAGACCUUUGGUCAGAAGUCACACCUUACAUGCCAUCGUAGACUUCAUACUGGAGAGAAACCUUACAAGUGUAAUGAGUGUGGCAAGACAUUUAGUCAGAAGUCAAACCUUACAUGCCAUCGUAGACUUCAUACUGGAGAGAAACCUUACAAGUGUAAUGAGUGUGGUAAGAUGUUUAGUCGGAAGUCAUACCUUACACGCCAUCGUAGACUUCAUACUGGAGAGAAAUCUUACAAAUGUAAUGAGUGUGGCAAAGCCUUUCAUGGGCAGCACACCAUGCACGUCAUCACAGAAUUCAUACUGGAGAGAAACCUUAGAAAUGUGAAGCACGUGACAAAGUUUACAGUUGCCAAUCAAGCCUCGAGAGACAGGAGAAUUCAUACUGGAGAGAAAGCUUACAAAUGUGAAGAAUGUCACAAAGUUUUCCGUUGCACAUCAAACCUUAAAAGACCUAGAAUUCACACUGGAGAGAAACCUUACGAGUGUAACGAGUGUGACAGAGUCUUUAGUGGGCAGUCAACACUUGUUUACCAUCAGGCAAUUCAUGUUGUAGGGAAACUUUACUGA